CCCACACCAGGAAUGCCUGAUAAAUAUCGCAGUUGUCCCUUGCUAUUGUCUGAUGUAUUUAGUGCAAAACGCAGGCAGUGCAGCCUCUGUUCCCAAACUUAGAAAUAAGGGAUCCGUGCGAAUGACGGUCGUCGCUCCAGUAUGUCUCACGAAUAGAUCGAUGACGAAGAAACGCGCAAUGCAAGCGCAGCCUGCAGGCUCCUUCGGCAGUUUUCCUGCAAACUAUGAGUCGGCAUUAGAUUCAUUUUUUGUCACAAAACAUCACGCAGACCCGAUUUAGCUCGUGAAUAA
Messenger RNA from Amoebophrya sp. A120, 291 nucleotides. The record is from the annotation of a GenBank genome assembly. NCBI's taxonomy places the organism in Eukaryota, Dinophyceae, Syndiniales, Amoebophryaceae.